GUGUCAUCAGUGCUUGUUUAAUCAAGCCCACUUCAUCUGGACUGUUCAGAACCAGCGUUCCAAGCCGUCUCCUUCAUUGUGCCACCCCCCAUGACGGACGGAAAUGUCACUGCGGAACAUUUCUCGCCCACGAGCUUCUCGAAGCUGUGAUAACUGCCGGGCCGUCAAACGACGUUGUGACCAGCAAAUUCCUCAUUGUGGACAAUGCACUCGUUUGCGGGAGAAAUGCCCUGGGUACCGAGAUGACUGGGAACUCAUCUUUCGCGACCAGACCGAUCGCACCAUAAGGCGUGCUAAGGAGAAAAGCGCGAAAUGCGCGUCUGCUAGCGGAGCUAGCUACUCACCCUCGCCCAUCUCCUGCCCUGGACCCAGCAUUGACGAGAUCGGCGUCAACUACUUCCUGCACAACUUCGUCAUUGGGGGCCACUCUCCUUCACGUGGAUUCCUGAACUACAUUCCGACUGUUUUUAACGCUGAUAACCAACACCCGACACUGGUGGCCAGCAUGGCGGCUGUAGGUCUCGUAGCGCUGGCCAAUUCCACUCAACAGCCCGAACUGGUCAGUCAUGCGCGCAUCAAAUACUCGGAGGCGAUCCGAAAUGUGAACGCGGCAUUGGCGUCGCCCGUCGAGUCCCUCAAGGAUAGCACCUUGAUGUCGGUCAUCUCCUUGGGUCUGUUCGAGCACGUGUCCAAUUUCGAGUCAUGGGUCCGGCACGUUCAGGGGGCCGCAGCGCUGGUGGUUGCCCGUGGCAAGGGCCAGUUUUCCAGUCCCGCCCAAAUCCUUAUGUUCAACCAAGUACGGGCAGAUAUGGUGGUGGUCUGUCUCCAUCAACGCCAGUCGUUCCCAGAUAAUAUGCGUGAGCUGCAGGAAGAGGCCACCAAGAACAUGAACGCCUCUUGCGGUUUCUGGCUGCUGGGCACGUUGGCUGUUCGGUGUGUGAACCUCUAUGAAAGCUUGGUCAACAACACCGGUGGCACCCCUGAUUCUGCUUUCCUGGAAGAAGGAACUUUCAUUCAGCAUGACUUUCAGCACGUCCCUGGGCUCCUCGCCACAGAAGAACCAUAUACAACCACUCUUGAUUCUGGGGGUGACCCGCAAGUAUUUUAUAACGGUCGAUUUGACCUGUACCGGUCUUCGUGGGCAAUCAGGCUCUGGAAUAAUUGGCGAAUGCUUCAGUUGUGUGUCUGCGAGAUUAUGUGCUAUCUUCUGAAAAAGGUUCUUGUCACUGAGCUCGAGCCUGUCGUCCGAACGCAUAUGACGCAGAAGCUCCAGGAAAGUCUACAAAUCCUGUCCAAGCUAGUGGAUGAUAUCCUCGCCACCGUCCCACAGGCUCUGGGACUUAUAUCUCCUACUUCCGAAUCCGAACACGAUUCCUCCAAUGCCUCCUCCCCUGCAAGCGUGCCGGGCGGGUAUAUGCUCAUCUGGUGUCUCUAUCUGGCAGGAAAAUCCCCGAACAUCAGAAGUCCAACCCGGAAAUGGAUCAUACAGCGUCUUCAGGCCAUUGGUGAGACUGCAGGUAACGCAAUGGCCCUGCAACUCCUCCAAGAUAUAAUUCGAAUCGACCAAUCGUCGGUUGGCCACCAGUGAUGAGGAGUUGGGUUUCAGGCUCAAAUCCCCGACCUCGUAUGCGAUGGUUGCGAAGAAGGCCUGAGGUAAAGGUA
This is a messenger RNA of Exophiala xenobiotica, 1662 nucleotides long. RefSeq lists its product as uncharacterized. Gene Ontology annotation, molecular function: DNA-binding transcription factor activity, RNA polymerase II-specific; zinc ion binding. The transcript has 2 exons. The record is from RefSeq and is a predicted model, not a curated record. Gene Ontology annotation, biological process: regulation of DNA-templated transcription. NCBI's taxonomy places the organism in Eukaryota, Fungi, Ascomycota, Eurotiomycetes, Chaetothyriales, Herpotrichiellaceae. Bases 104 to 1588 code for a protein of 494 amino acids.